ACUGAGAUGUUAUUGUGACCAGACUGAGAUGUUAUUGUGACCAGACUGAGAUGUUAUGACCAGUCUGAGGCCAUCACUGGUCAGUCUUCCAUUCUUGUCAUUUCCUAAUCAGGUGUUACCUGUUAUCUACCCUGCAUCUCACCUGUGUAUCCCCCCUCCUCCCUCCAAGGUUCCAUGGCUAUGGUUAUGAGAGACUGCAUCAUUCCCCGUACUCCACGGCAGCACUACUGUUCGUACGGCCAGAUCCCCCUGCCUCCCCCCUUCUGCUUCCUGUCUGAGACCUCCCCCCUCCCCUCCCCCACCGACACCACUUCCUAUGUGUUCCUAUGUGACUCAGGUCGUCGUCGCUUCUCCCUGGCCCAGUCAGACAGUCUUCUGACCAGGAUGCGUUCUGUAGCCAGUGAUGAGCUGAACCAGAUGAUGCAGAGAAGAAUGAGUCAGGAGAACCCCAUCAGAGCAUCAGAGACUGAGUUCAUACAGAGACUACAGAGACUGGUGGUGCUGGCUGUCAACAGGCUCAUCUAUCAUGACGUGAGCCAAGACUUCUACGACCUGCUGAACUUCCCAGACUCCCCGGACCACCACCUGACCCCUGACCCAGUCGACCACGCCCCCCGAGGAGGACGGCUCCAUCCCUGGCUCAUCAGGCCACACCCCUGGCCCGCCCUCUCCCCUCCCCUUCCCCCUUCCCCCGGCCAACAUGAAGAGUUUCCAGAAAGACAUCCUCAGACUGAUGAUGGACGGGAUCAAGAUCAGUCUGGGCAGUACGGGCCGUGGUGGGGCCCCCAGGCAGCAGUGGAGGAGGAUCCUGUGGUCAUGUCGGGACACCUUCAGGGUUCAGAUCGGACGUCUCUUGGUGCACACCCUCUCCCCUGCAUUACCCCUCAGGGACAGGAAGGAGGCUCUAGAGUUUGUGUUCGACCCUGCAAACCCUGACUUCCUCAAGGAGAGCCUCAGCCCCGGGUUAGAGCAUGGUCCCAAGCUAGCCAUGUAUCUGUAUGAGAUGCUCCAUGACCAUAAAGAUGCUCUGACCAAAGAGGAGCAGAGUACUCUGGGCA
Messenger RNA from Oncorhynchus nerka (sockeye salmon), 1058 nucleotides. RefSeq lists its product as uncharacterized. The record is from RefSeq and is a predicted model, not a curated record. The transcript is spliced from 5 exons. NCBI's taxonomy places the organism in Eukaryota, Metazoa, Chordata, Actinopteri, Salmoniformes, Salmonidae. The coding region runs from base 175 to 936 and encodes 253 amino acids.